Messenger RNA from Phoenix dactylifera (date palm), 1428 nucleotides. Its product is annotated as F-box protein At5g07610-like. The record is from RefSeq and is a predicted model, not a curated record. NCBI's taxonomy places the organism in Eukaryota, Viridiplantae, Streptophyta, Magnoliopsida, Arecales, Arecaceae. Gene Ontology annotation, molecular function: protein binding.
UAUGAGAUUUAUUACCUUAUUAGAAUAAUUGAUUACCAAUUUUGUGCUAGCAAAUCAAUUAUUGUAAUUGAGAUCUAAAAUAUCAAUUCAAUGAAUUAUAAUAAGCCCUCAAAACCUCACUAUUUGUAGAAGCCCCUACGUCUUCCUUCCUUCUUGAACGCUCCCUCUUAGACCCAGAAGCUGCCAGAUCUCGGCACCCCAUCGGUGUCGCCGAAGAAGAUGCUCGUAGCUCCUCCCUAAAGCUAGGUAAGCUCCCGACCACCUCAUCUUUCUUCUUCCCUGCCUUCUAUCCUCCCAAUUUACUCGGGAUAACAGAGAGAGAGAGAGAGGAAGAAAGAAAGAAAGAAAAGAAGAAAAAGAAGAGAGGGAAGGGGGGAUUUACCUGUGUGCGGCAGCAAGCGUCGCCGGCGCCGCUGGUCCUCGCCGUGGGCUCUUCUUCUCCUGAGCUCUCUCUUCUCCAUGGGAGGAAGAGAGGGCCGGCCACCGCAGCCGUAGCCGGUGCCACCGGUCCCCCCCCCCAUUGCGGGCCAACUUUGAGUCUGUUUAGCCGUAUUUGGGUUUGUUGGGCUAUGUUUAAUAGUAUUUUUGAUACGAACCUAAUAGGAGGAUAGGAAGGAAGAAGUCUAAUCUCUCCGCCACAAGAAGAUGGUUCGCUGUGUUGCCAAACUGACAGACGAUCUCAUGGUGGAGAUCCUUUCUCGUCUGCCGACCAAGUCCUUUUUCCGGUUUCAAUGCGUCUCCAAGUCCUGGCUCGCCCUUUCAUCUGAUCCCUACUAUCAGAAUAACUUCCCUCGUGCUGCAUCUGGCCUCUUCGUCGAUGUCCCUUAUGGAGACAUGACCGCUUUCGGGCACCGGAGGCGUAUCCAAUAUAUUAGCCUCUCAAACAACGAUGACGAUCUUGCCAUCAACACCUCUCUCAGUUUCUUGCGCAAGUUAUGGAAUAUGGAGGUGAUAUGGAAUAUGGAGGUGAUCAGCUCCUCCAAUGGGCUGCUCCUCUGCCGCUCGUGGUGGUGGGUCCGAAAAAUCUGCCGCAUAACUACAUCCCUCUACGUCUGCAAUCCCGCCACUAAAGAGUGGACUGUCCUCCCUGGAGGAGAGAUCACCAGGUACCUUGCUUUGGGCUUCGAACCUCGCGUCUCCCACCACUACCAUGUCCUCGGCUUCGACAGGAUCGCUAGGCUUAGGAUCUUCUCGACUAGGACAAACCAGUGGGUCGACAGCGAAGUCUCUAAUUUCAAAGAGUAUCGCAGCCCACAGGCUACUUUCACCAAUGGGAUUUUCUAUGUUACAUACGGUCUAAACCAAGUCUUGGGAAUUGAUCCAGAGGGAAAGGUUUGCCACAGAGUCGAGCUGCCUGAAUCCGAUUACGUGUACCGUGACUACCGUCUCAGGGGGUUAUUUGCAUUAUAUGCUGCGAAGCAAGGGUGA